Molecule: messenger RNA, 1392 nt
Organism: Carlito syrichta (Philippine tarsier)
Lineage: Eukaryota; Metazoa; Chordata; Mammalia; Primates; Tarsiidae
Gene: EPCAM
Product: epithelial cell adhesion molecule
Exons: 9
Coding region: 24-974 (316 amino acids)
Cellular component (GO): bicellular tight junction; membrane
Molecular function (GO): cadherin binding involved in cell-cell adhesion
Source: RefSeq, a predicted model, not a curated record
CCCCCCCGCCCCGCGCGCGCAGCAUGGCGCUCCCCCAGGGCCCCGCGCUCGGGCUCCUGCUCGCGGUGGCGACGGCGACUUUGGUCGCCGCUCAGAAAGAAUGUGUCUGUGAAAACUACAAGCUGGGCACAAACUGCUUUGAGAAUGAAAUUGGUGAAUGCCAGUGUACUUCAGCUGGUGCUCAAAAUACCAUUGCUUGCUCCAAAUUGACUGCCAAAUGUCUGGUGAUGAAAGCAGAAAUGAAUCACUCAAAAGAGGGGAGAAGACCGAGGCCUGAAGGGGCGCUCCAGAAUAACGACGGGCUUUAUGACCCCGACUGCGAUGAGAAGGGGCUCUUUAAAGCGAAGCAGUGCAAUGGUACCGCCACAUGCUGGUGUGUGAACACAGCUGGCAUCAGAAGAACCGACAAGGACACUGAGAUAAGCUGCUCCGAACGAGUGAGGACCUAUUGGAUCAUCAUUGAACUAAAACACAAAGCAAGAGAAAAACCUUAUGAUCUUCAGGGUUUGCAGAUUGCACUUCGGAACGUGAUCACAAAUCGUUAUCAACUGGAUUCAAAAUAUAUAGCAAAUAUUCUGUAUGAGAAUAAUGUUAUCAUUAUUGAUCUGAUGCAAAAUUCUUCUCAGAAAAAUCAGAAUGAUGUGGACAUAGCAGACGUGGCUUAUUAUUUUGAAAAAGAUGUUAAAGGUGAAUCCUUGUUCCUCUCUUCUAAGAGAAUGGAUCUGACAGUAAAUGGGGAACAGCUGGACCUGGAUCCUGGUCAAACUUUAAUUUACUAUGUUGAUGAAAAAGCACCUGAAUUUUCAAUGCAAGGUCUAAAAGCUGGUGUUAUCGCUGUCAUUGUGGUUGUGACAAUAGCAAUUAUUGCUGGAAUUGUUGUGCUGGUUAUUUCCAGAAGGAAGAGAAUGACAAAGUACGAGAAGGCUGAGAUAAAGGAGAUGGGUGAGCUGCAUAAUAGGGAACUCAAUGCAUGACUGCUGUAAUCUGAAGAUUGACCACAAGAAGGGAAGUUAGCAAAUGGACUCAGAUGACAGAUCCAGGAGCACAAGGCGAAGAGAAGAUCUUUGAGGAUUACUACUUUGUUAGUUAAAUAAUAUAUUUGUAAUAGUGAAGGCUGUACUCAAAAUAUAAGCAGCUUGAAAUUGGCUUUACCAAUCUUAAAAUUCGACCACAAGUGACUUAUAUAUGCAGAUCUAACAUAAAGCCCAGAAUAUGGACUGCAUAGUUCAAAUUAUUUAUGCAUAAUAUUGAAGAGUACAUUAAAUAUGCUUCCACAGUUGAAUUUGGGUGACUGUUGUCUCAUUUGUGAUUGAAAGCUGCCUUUCUAUUUACUUUGAGUCUUGUACAUAUUUGUUUUUUUAUGAACUAUGAAAUAAAACCUUUUAAACUGAA